This is a messenger RNA of Monosiga brevicollis MX1, 1243 nucleotides long. RefSeq lists its product as uncharacterized. Bases 22 to 966 code for a protein of 314 amino acids. The transcript is spliced from 3 exons. NCBI's taxonomy places the organism in Eukaryota, Choanoflagellata, Craspedida, Salpingoecidae. The record is from RefSeq and is a predicted model, not a curated record.
AUCGGACUGAGGUAGGCUUCAAUGUUUUCGUGUAAAUCACGCCAAGCCGUCCAAGCAUCCGAUCCCAGCACGAUGGCCGGUAAACUCAAAGUAUUUUUGAACACAAACGUGGAUGUCUCGUCAUGGAAGACGAUCAUGCGCGACCUGCGCGAUCACCCUCGCUGGUCCUACGUGGCCUUUGCCCGCGAUGAUGAGGCUCCGCUUACCGCGCUCUCCUACCGUUGGGACGGACCGGCCUUUGACUUUGCCAAGAUCAUGAGCACUCGCUGGGACUCUGUGCUUCGCGAUUUUCAGGCCAAGCACGAGACGGAGAUUCUUGAUCAUGUCCACUCUGAACGCCUGAAACCCCACGUUGCCAAACACAAGAAGCUGUGGGUGGACCAGCACUGCAUCCCUCAGGUUGAAGGGCGCAUGGGCUGCAUUGAGGUGGCUGGUCAGCUGUACCACGGCCCCGUCAUUGCGGCUUGGCUCACCACUGAGGCAGUGGAUAAAGCCUUCGCCGCAGGCCGGGCGCACGAGCUCUUGGGCGAGCUAGAGGGCUGGCUUGGCCGCGGCUGGGUGCAGCAAGAGGUCACGGCCCGCGGCAAGCUAGUGAAUCUCGAUGCCUUUGAGCAUUUCUUCAAGAUGGGGAAACGGUCCAGAGAUGCCCGUCUCACCAGUGGUGGCGAGUCGCUUUGCCUCUUAUUGCGACGCAUGAAGGGUGAAAAAGUCGAGCCCAUUCAAGACCGCAUCGUUCGCUUCUACGCCGUGAACGAGGCUGACUUUACCGUUGAGGAAGAUCGAGGGUUCAACAUCCCCAGCUUUGCCGAUAUGGGCUAUGAAGCCUUUGACAUUGGCAAGCAGCCUGCGGGCUACAAACUCCAGCCAGAAAUUCGGGUUCACGGCGAACGUGUCGCCAUGGUCGACGCCAACGGCAACACCAUUGCCAAGUGGUUUCGCCGCAAGGCCCUGUACACGCGCGCUUAAGCCCAAGCCCAGCAGCAAUGACCAUGACCAUGUGCUAAAUGCCUGUUGAGCUCGAUUGAGGUCGAGUGCUUGAUGCCCCUUGUCUCUCUUUGAAUUUCAAUCUUGAGUUUAUUGUCUUUUCCUUUUUCUUCCAAAGUCUGUGAUUUGCAUGAUUUGGCUCCUAUGCUCAACAGAGUCUUUCCCCUGAACGUCCAAAGGUUUCACGCUGGCAUGCCCACCGCUGCCACCAGCCUUCAGUUAGUUCAAGUUUCAGCCUCGUCCAAUUGACUUGUCCAUC